Molecule: messenger RNA, 2475 nt
Organism: Desarmillaria tabescens
Lineage: Eukaryota; Fungi; Basidiomycota; Agaricomycetes; Agaricales; Physalacriaceae
Product: Cullin-4B
Exons: 10
Coding region: 1-2475 (824 amino acids)
Biological process (GO): protein ubiquitination; ubiquitin-dependent protein catabolic process
Cellular component (GO): cullin-RING ubiquitin ligase complex
Molecular function (GO): ubiquitin protein ligase binding
Source: RefSeq, a predicted model, not a curated record
AUGACGAGCAUUCUGUCCUUGUUGACGCUGCCGACAUCUACGUCUGGCUUCACCGACAUCAAUAACAAUAUUUUGGAUGAUGGGUCGGCUUCUCCUCUUCGCAAGAUCCCUCGCUUGGACUCAGACUCUGACAUAUCCUCUGCCGCCAGGUCCAAAUCCGCAGGAAGGAAUGGCGGCAUAGUGAACAUCAGUAUCAUUGGUGACUACGUAAAGAAAGCAAACUUGGAACAAUAUCACCAGUCCAUCGCGAAACGAACGCCAAGGUUUCUGUUCACUCGCGACUCGCUUACUUCCGUGCCCUCAACCUACGAGCAGAUAUACAACAGCUGCCGUUAUGUCGUCUCAGUUGCCAAGGACGGUGCUAACUUGUACACCACUCUCAAGAUGGAGAUACGGCAAUGUGUGGAUAAACUGGCACGGGAGUUAACCUCGGCCAAGGAAGAAGGGGUUGAGUGGUUACCGAAAUUUGUGGAGAUAUGCGAGUGGUAUGAGACUCAGGUGGCAACAUUGCAGUCCUUGUUUUCAUAUCUCGACCAGGCAUAUGUCGCUAAACAGAAAGGACUGCAAGACAUUGGUUCUCAUGCAUAUUCCUCUUUCAACUCUCACAUCUUCGGCAACAUCGAAAUCGCGGAGCGGCUUAGAUCUGGAAUCGCGUCAUGGGCCCAACACGAGCGAAAGACUAACUCUCAACAUACAUUGCGAGCAUGCAUUCCGAAACUCAUGAAUCACAUUACAACGUUCGGACAGUAUUCGGUUAUAGAACAGUUCUACAUCGAUAUGACACGCGAACAAUACAGCCAGGAAGUCCAGGAUCUCAUCGGGACAUUUGGAGGACAUUCGGACAUCGAGAAAUUCUACAUCAACAUAACUGGCGGACAAUACAGCAAACAGGUCCAGGAUCUCAUUGACAGAGGCAUCAAAUCGACAGACUAUUUUGAGCAUGUUCGCAAGAGAAUACAGGAGGAGAUCGCCCCGCUCUAUGGACGUCCUACCCUCCCCAAAGCUGGAACGCGGUUCGUAUCGCCACUGAACAAGGCUCUGUUGGAUGGCAAUGUGGACUGGCUUGCACUAGGAACGCUGGGACCCUAUAUGGAAGCCAGAGACUUUAAGUCGUUGGAAGACCUCUACAAAUUAUAUGUGAGAGUAGGCGGAGAGAAAGUCCCUUUGCGCCGUCUUUCGCGGAUAUAUGCAAACUUCUAUAACCGAUAUCGUGACGACAAGGCUCGGGAUGAUGAGAUGGUCCAGCGUCUCCUAGAGCUUCGCGAGCUCGCCAACACAGCCAUAUCUACGUCCUUCUGUGACGAUGAUUAUGCUGAAGCUGCGUCGACGAGUGCGCCGCCCCCGACCAAGGCUAACCAGGAGUUCGUGUAUGCGCUCAGUGAUGCAUUCACGCAUGGAUUCAAAGCGCGAAGAAACAAGCCUGCAGAGAUGAUCGCCACGUAUCUUGACAAGUUGAUGAGGCGCGGACAAGGUGCAACCAGCGAAGAAUCUCACACGGAGACAUUGGAUGCGGCUCUGGCGCUCUAUAGGUUUACAGACGAUAAAGACGUCUUCAGGACGUUCUACCAUCGACAGCUGGCUAAAAGGUUGUUGUUGGGUCGCAGUGCAUCGGACGAUGUGGAGAAGCGGAUGCUGAAGAAGCUGCAGGACCAUUACGACCCUGAAUUUGGUCAAGCGGAGAAGAUGUUCAAGGAUCUUGCCCUUUCUAGGGACUUGGUUGAAGAGUUCCACAGGAAGCACGGCCAGAAUGAACUCUACGUCAAUGUUCUCGAACGAGGAGGGUGGCCGUUUUCGUUGCAACGCGCGAAGAUCGACCUGCCAGCAGAAAUGCAGGAGCAGCUGAACAUGUUUACCAAGUUCUAUGACCAGAAGCACCAGGGUCGUAAAUUGGUCUGGGACCAUGCUCUCGGCACCGUGAUAUUGAAGACUCGCUUCGAUUCCGGUUCGAAGGACCUCUCCCUGAGCUUGUAUCAAACCAUUAUUAUGUUACUCUUCGCGGACGUUGAUGAGGUCUCGUUUACUGAUAUCAAGGCGCAGACGCGUAUGGAUGACGCGGAGCUACGGCUUACCCUGCAGAGCUUGGCGUGCGGGAAGAAGAAAAUGCUGUUGAAGAUUCCCCCAGGCAAAGACGUCAAAGACGGAGACAAGUUUCGGUUCAAUGUCGCCUUUGCGGACCCUCGGCAGAAAAUCCAUAUCAACUCGAUCCAGGCUAAGGUUUCGGAACAAGAGUCGCAGUACACCCAAUCUGCUAUUGAGAGCGAUAGGAAGAGUACCUUGGACGCGGCGAUUGUGCGCAUCAUGAAAGGGCGCAAGGAGAUGGCGUAUGAGAAGCUCAAGGUCGCUGUGAUCGAGGCUGUGAAAGGCCACUUCAUGCCUCCCGUUGAUCUUAUCAAGAAGAGGGUGGAUUGGUGUGUGGAGAACGAGUACCUGGAGAGGGACGACAAGAAUAAGAGCUCGUUCCGAUAUGUUGCCUGA